Molecule: messenger RNA, 336 nt
Organism: Priapulus caudatus
Lineage: Eukaryota; Metazoa; Priapulida; Priapulimorpha; Priapulimorphida; Priapulidae
Product: neuropeptide FF receptor 2-like
Exons: 2
Coding region: 1-336 (111 amino acids)
Biological process (GO): G protein-coupled receptor signaling pathway
Cellular component (GO): plasma membrane; signaling receptor complex; endosome
Molecular function (GO): G protein-coupled receptor activity
Source: RefSeq, a predicted model, not a curated record
AUGGCAAGAUCGCAGUUUGUGAUGGCAAUGUUGAAGAUAAGGCAGCGAGCGUGUUCUGUAAUAUCGUCGUCGUCUGGGCGAUCAACCACGCUCAAGAAACGCCACCUCUUCCGACCGAAUCUCUUCAUCAUCGGACACGUCGCCGUCACCGAUCUGGCGACGGCCGUCAUCUGUCUGCCGCUUGUGCAGGCGGCAACGGCUGUCGGUCGCUGGCCGUUCAGUGCGUCAGCGUGUGCGGCGUCGGCAGCGCUCAACACGCUCCUGGUGACGGCCUCCGUGUUAUGCAUCAUCGCUGUCAGCGUCGAGCGCUAUUUCUCGAUCGUGCGUCCAUACUAG